Molecule: messenger RNA, 486 nt
Organism: Caenorhabditis remanei
Lineage: Eukaryota; Metazoa; Nematoda; Chromadorea; Rhabditida; Rhabditidae
Exons: 4
Coding region: 1-486 (161 amino acids)
Source: RefSeq, a predicted model, not a curated record
AUGUCUCCUCACUGGAUUCUUUCUGUGGCACUUGCACUGUUUUUCCUUCAAAACGGAGAAGGAUACAGUGGAAAAGCGAAUCUGAGAAUUGAUAUCACUUGCACAGUUCGAACGGAUUGGUGUUUCAAUCUCACUAUUGUCACUGUCGUUCAACCCACCAAAACAGUGAAACUUUCCAUACUUCGUCACGUUCCUAUGCCAGCAUUUGCAAUGGACAAAAAAGUUCUGGAGAAGUCAUUCUGUUGGUAUAAUCAUGUAUCAGUCCAUCCGAUGUUCAAAAAUGUCGAACUUCCGUCACCAACUAAAUUGGGCGCCCUUGUAAGUUAUCAAGUCUCUCACACGUGUUCCACUGAUAAGAAACCAGAUUGCGUGUUUCUGGACUAUGGAUUUUACGCUCCUUUUGGUGAGGAAACCAAAUUUCCACCUCAUGAACUGGGAAUCGAACAAGGUAGAGGAGAGUGUCCGGAUUGGAAAGUAAAGCAAUAA